ACCUUCUCUUAAGCUUUUCAUUAGAACCUGUUCUGUUUCAUGGUUUCUUAAUCUUCUCUGCAUUCAUGUACAUACACACACAUAUAUCAUCUUUGUCGGACUUUGCAUAAGCAGAAGCGAAAUCCAAACAAUGACGUGUUUCACGGACCACCGUGACUUAUCCAGAGCCACUGCAACUGGGUACUUGUUUCUCCUACUACUCUUCUCUUCCUUCAUCAACAUUUGGUCUUCUUGCUCUAAUGGAAGUUGCCAGGUAGUGGAUUCAUGUUCCCACUCUACAGAUUGUGGUCCAGGUCUUUUUUGUGGGAACUGCCCUGCUUUGGGCAAGACUCAACCUUUUUGUAUAAGAGGCCAAGCCACCAUACCCACUUCUGUUAUUGGUGGAUUACCUUUCAACAAGUAUUCAUGGUUGGUGACUCACAAUUCCUUCAGCAUAGUGGAUGCUCCAGCUUUACCAGGAGUUCAAAGAUUCACAUUUUACAAUCAAGAAGACACUGUUACUAAUCAAUUGAAGAAUGGAGUUAGGGGACUGAUGUUGGACAUGUAUGAUUUCAAUGGCGAUAUUUGGCUCUGCCAUUCAUUCCGCGGGCAAUGUUUUAACUUCACUGCCUUUAAUCCUGCAAUUAACACCUUGAGGGAAGUGGAAGCAUUCUUGAGCAAAAAUCCAUCAGAGAUUGUAACCAUUAUAAUUGAGGACUACGUGCAUACACCCAAAGGACUGACUAAGCUUUUUAAAAAUGUUGGUUUGGACAAGUAUUGGUUUCCAGUGUCCAAGAUGCCAAAAAAGGGUGAAGAUUGGCCUACCGUAACUGAAAUGGUGAAAGCAAAUCACAGGCUUUUGGUCUUUACUUCUGUUGCUUCAAAGGAAGAGGAGGAAGGGAUUGCUUAUCAAUGGAAGUACCUAUUGGAAAAUGAAGCUGGAGAUCCAGGUGUAAAGCCAGGCUCAUGCCCCAACAGAAAAGAAUCACAGCCGUUUAACUCGAAAACUGCCUCUCUUUUCCUUAUGAAUUACUUUCCAACUUACCCAGUUGAAGAUGAAGCUUGCAAAGAGCAUUCGGCACCACUUGCUGACAUGAUCCGCACUUGCUACAAAGCAGCUGGGAGUAUGAUGCCCAACUUUUUGGCAGUCAACUUUUACUUGAGGAGCGAUGGAGGUGGUGUUUUUUAUGAUCUGGAUAGCAUGAAUGGUCAGAGAUUAUGUGGAUGUAAUACCAUUGCAGCCUGCCAGGCUGGGGCACCCUUUGGAUCUUGUAAGAACAUUUCAAUGCCUACACCGAGCCCAAUGACAAAUUCUGUCGGAACCUUUUCCGGACCUGUUCAGUUCUCAACAUCCACUUCAACAGUCUAUCAUCCUAAUCACUUAAUUAUUGCCUUGUUUUCAUUUCCAUGGAUAAUUUCAUUAUUUUUCUAGAAUAGAUAGUUUUCAGGAUAAAAUCGAGUCAUCUACACCUUUAGGAGGGCUUAUAAUAUAUGUUGCUAUGUAAAUUUUGGGUCCUGGCUUAUCGAGGAAUGCGUGUUAGAGUCAUAGAAUUUGAUUACACAAUCAAGAGAUUUCUUGAGAGAUUCUUCUGUUCAA
This is a messenger RNA of Gossypium raimondii (Peruvian cotton), 1576 nucleotides long. Its product is annotated as PI-PLC X domain-containing protein At5g67130. The record is from RefSeq and is a predicted model, not a curated record. The coding region runs from base 131 to 1411 and encodes 426 amino acids. Gene Ontology annotation, biological process: lipid metabolic process. The transcript is spliced from 8 exons. Lineage: Eukaryota; Viridiplantae; Streptophyta; Magnoliopsida; Malvales; Malvaceae. Gene Ontology annotation, molecular function: phosphoric diester hydrolase activity.